UAUAUGUUGGGUAAAGGAGGAAAGCGGAAGUUUGAUGAGCAUGAAGAUGGGCUGGAAGGCAAAAUUGUGUCUCCCUCUGAUGGCCCAUCCAAGGUGUCUUACACCUUACAGCGCCAGACUAUCUUCAACAUUUCCCUUAUGAAACUGUAUAACCACAGGCCCCUGACAGAGCCCAGCUUGCAAAAGACUGUUUUAAUUAACAACAUGUUGAGGCGGAUCCAGGAGGAACUCAAGCAAGAAGGCAGCCUGAGGCCUGUGUUCACCCCUUCCUCCCCGCCCAACGACUCGCUGAGCAGCAGCUACCGGGAGGCCCCACCUGCCUUCAGCCACCUCUCCUCUGCUCCUGCUCACCCCUGUGACCUCGGAAGCACUACGCCCCUGGAGGCCUGCCUCACCCCUGCCUCGCUGCUUGAGGAGGAGGAUGACACUUUUUGCACUUCCCAGGCUAUGCAGCCUUCAGCUCCUACCAGACUCUCCCCUGCAGCCCUCCCACCGGAAAAGGACAGCUUCUCAUCUGCCUUGGACGAGAUUGAAGAACUCUGCCCCACAUCUACCUCCACAGAGGCCGCCGCAGCAGCAGCAGCAGCAGCAGCGACUGACAGCCUGAAAGGGACCUCUAGUGAGUCCAGCGUCCAGAAACCCGAAGGGCACCAGGAGGGCCGCACAGAUGACCCCAAACUGAUGGACUCUCUGCCUGGGAAUUUUGAAAUAACCACCUCCACGGGUUUCCUGACAGACUUGACCCUGGACGACAUCUUGUUUGCUGAUAUUGACACGUCCAUGUAUGAUUUUGACCCCUGUACAUCUGCAUCAGGGACGGCCUCAAAAAUGGCCCCCGUGUCGGCCGAUGACCUUCUCAAGACGCUGGCUCCGUACAGUAGUCAGCCCGUCACCCCGAGUCAGCCUUUCAAAAUGGACCUCACAGAGCUCGAUCACAUCAUGGAGGUGCUUGUUGGGUCCUAAGACCCGGGCACCCCGUGAUCAUGCCCACCCAGACCCUGUGAGCGUCCCUACAACCUUGACAGUUCUCCUCACUGUGCAUGCACCCUUGCUUGCCUUUUUUCAGAGAAAAUGAAAAUUUUACAAAAGGAUCACACUAGUUUUUGCUUUGAGCAGAGUUUGGAGUGCCUUCAUCCGAGUAUGACCACUUUCAAUGAGCUUUGGAGUGGUUCCUCAGACCUACUCCUCUGGUACAGGAAAGAAUACAUUUGAAGACAAUGUUGCUAAUGUUGAAAGACACACAGUUCAGGUGAAGCACAAGGAGUAAGGUGGAAAAGCUGUACAUUGCAUGUGCAUAUUUGUCUAUUUUUUCUAUAAGUUUUAUUGCAAGAGGUAAAAAAAGAAAAUAUAUAUAUUAUUUAGAUAAUCUGUACCUUUUCUGGCAUUUUUGCCCUGUAUAGGUUGACUUGGCAAUUCAGCCUUUUUAGAGGCAUUAACUACUCCUCGUAAGUGUUGCAUUUACAUGGCUGUUUAGAAAACUGCUGCCCAAAUUUAUUUUAUAUUUUUGUACAGAUUCUGCAGUUUAUGAUAUUGUUUUUCUAAAAACAAAUGCUGUUUAUACAUACAAAAUAGCUAUUUUGAUAGGAUUUGCUCACAUAGUUCCUGCAAACUUCAGAUGUACAAGUUGCACUUGUACUUUUAUAGAGUUGUAAUGUUUUCUAUGUGUAUGGUGCAAGAAAAAUUUGGAUCAAAUCAAUCUGCAGUUGAUCUCCCCAAAUGCAAACACACACGCCCCACAUACAUACAGCGCUUUAAGAAAGGGCCAGGUGAUAGAUAUCACACCCAAAUUUCACAGGCACCAGUCCCUUGGCAUGACUGCCCGCCAGUACUGUGACUUUCAAAGCCAGAGCUGAGUCUGCUCAUCAAACUUGCAUUAAGCAGUUGGCGGGAGAUGGUGUUGAAGUGAUGGUCUCCUUAGCUCCCUCUUCUGAGGAAAGGCUAUCAUUUUACUUAAAAGUGUAUAGUUAUGCCAAGUUUGCUCUUUCAAUUAUAAUUAAUUUUUUUUAAGGAAAACCCAAGUCUUUCCUUUUUUGACAUAGUUUUUAUGGUGAACCCAAAAUUUUACGUAACAGCAUUUUAUGAAAAGCAACCAAGUUCUUCCUAGAGCUGAGCUCUGUUGCAAUGCUUAGGGCUCCUAAAGAAGAAAUUCUCCCCAGAACGCAUCCAUCAUGUUGGUAAAUUGCCUUUUCCAGUGUCCCUUCUCCAGAGCUUUUGUUCCCUGUUGCUAAGAGCUACACAUGGCAUCUUUAUAAUCUUCACAGUGAGCUUGGCUCACCUCGGCCGGCCCGGGAUUCACCCUUCCAGUUUUGUGACUCUAGAACCUGGAGUCUGUUACCUUUCAUCAGAGCAUCCAGUCUGGUUGCUUUCUUUAAUCAACUGCCGAUUUAACUACACUUUACAAGGCUGUUAUACCCAAAUACACAGAUGGGAAUUUCUAUGCAUGUUCUCCUCCUCUUCUGCCCCUCCCCUCCCCCCAGGACACCCUUAAGAAGUAGCUUUUUAUUCCUAGUGGUGUACAUUUAAUUUUUAAACAUUUUUGCAAUGUAUCAUGCUUGUUGCUGAAAUUGUUUAUGGCCUUUCUGUUUCAGUUUUUCUCUUUCUUCCAAUGGUACUUUAGCUGUUGAGUGCAGGUUACAACCUAUAUUGUUAUGCAGAUGGCUUCUUUAGGAAUAACUUUUAUAUUUAUUUAAAAAUUUUAAAUUAUGGGAUUUUGUUGUUGUUGUUGUUGUUGUUGUUGUCGUUGUCGUUGUUGUCUUUGUCGUUGGUCAUUUGUCAAUAUUCAGUCACCAAUUCUGCUCACUUCUUGCCAUGGGUAAAAAUUGGGUCUUUCUGGCCAAUUAAAAAGAGACAACUUUAUAAAUGGCACUUUAAACAAGCCAUAGUUUUAUUUUUCUAAUGCACAUGGCAAAGCAAAUACAUUUGUGAUGAAGGAACUGCUCAUCUAAACAGGAUGUACGAAUGAUAUUAAAUCUUUCCACAUUCUACUUUUCCUUGUUUGAAUGUGUUUUAAAGACUAAUUAUCAACACAGUAGAGCAGUGAGAAACUGAUCAAAUUGCACUUGUUCUCUUACAAGUAACCUCCGUGCAGACACCUCUUACUGCUCCACAUGUGGACCAGGGACCAUAUGAUUAAGGUGAGGGUCGUUGUAGGUGCUUCCAUGUCACUGUGCCUGUUUGUUUGAAGAGCUUCCCUUUCUUGUAGAGAACAAAUCUGCCCAGACUUCAUGCCUUGUAGAACUGGAGUACCCUGUGAACUGCCCACAUGCUGCAUACAUUGCCAUACAUGUGCAUAUCCAAUAGUGUUGAUUAGUCCCAACAAUUACAGGGUAGAAAGCAGUUGAUUUGCCAUUGUCAAAAACUAACGUACAGUAACUUAGAACAACUAUACUUUCUUUGGAUUAGCAAAUGGUGUGUUUAAACAAGUCCCAUAUGUUGGGCAGCAGUUCAAAUAAGCACAGAGGAUCAUUGCCCAAACUUGGUUCUCGGACUCUAGUGUAUUUGCAAGGCUGGGUUUCAAAAUCAAAACAAAACCCCCCAACAACAGCAGGCAAGUGCUUUUCAACUGACACCCUUGCUGUAAAUUUUGUGAUGCUCAAAGUUUUAACAAGACAUACAUGGGGAACUAGCCCAUUUUCAGAAAGCAAAGCCAUCCUGAGUUCUAAUUGUCUUUCUGUCCUAUUUUUACUUCGUGCUGUCCCAGCAGAGAAGAGUUGGAGCACGGUGGAAUCUUCCAAGUCCCAGUUCUAGUGUGGGUUGUGCUUCCAGAUGCCUCCUGGCAGCAGUGCCUCCCUUUAUCAAGACAUUGUGUCACAUCCAGAGCCAGGCAGGCAACUUGAGAAAGAUGUGCUGGGCAGGUCAGGGCUGGGCUGGGAGGGGUCAUCUAUUGACAGUGAUGUGCAAUGAAAUGACAAGAUGAGAGCAGAAUCCUAAGAGCUUUGAAUUUGAAGUGGUCUUUUUCCCAUAAGUUAUUUAUUCUUUUUUUUUCCUGUGUAAAUAUAUUUAUUUUACUGUGGAGCUCUAGCAACAUCUGGAUGGUAACAUGUGCAGAAUGUAUGGUAGGAAUGUAUUCUCUCGUAGGAAUGUAAAUCUGUAUGAAAGGGGGUCUAAGCCAAGCCCCCUGGGACUCAUUGAAUGCACAGUCCACAUUCAUUUUUACUCUCAUUUCUAAUAUGGGUCUAUUUGAAAUAUGCAAAAGGUAUGGAUGAGGAAUGUUUUAAUACCUCCAAAUUUUUAAGAAAAUCAAGCGUCAAAGGGUUGAUAUUUUUUAAAUUUUUCUUAGUAGCACCUUCUCUUAAUGACAAAAGGGAGCCACGCUGGCAUCCACAUUCAUACCACAGGGUGAGAAUGGCAAGCCUCCUCCACCUCUGGAGUCUUCACCAAUUGAGCUUUUUAUCGCCAUAGCCCCUUGGAGGAGUGCUCCAACCACCCUGAGGGCAAUCAAGGAAACUUUCUUAACCGAAUAAGCUCCAAAGAGCCAAAGUAUCAACUUACGGAUCAUUUUUAAAGUUUAAAUUUAUUAACUACCUUUGUGGUAAACAAUGAAUUAUGAAUACCGCAAAGGGCAGCCUUCUUAAAUGACAGAUUUAAAAAAAAUAGAGAUAUUCCACUUUGUGCGGUGAUUGUUAGUCUACUCUAUAUGAGUUGUCUUAAUUUCAAAACCUUGCUGUUACAAACUGGACCUUUAUACACUUUCUGAAGAUAUCAAAAAAAGCAUAUUUAACCUGUAACUGUAAAUGGUUACCUUCUGUAACUACCCCGCACCUGGAUGGCAUCAAGGUGUGCGCGCGUGCGUUCCUGCUUGUGUACAAUUAUUUUCAAUGCUUCCAAGAAUGAGUCUAAAUGAUUCUGGAAAAUUAGGAUUAAAAAAAUUGUUGGAGUCAAAGCCAAUAAAAGUUUCGGACUUUCUCUUGGGAAUAAGUUUGGAAGAGAAGUGCAGUCCACAUGUGCAAACAACGGAGAUUUUGAAAAAGAUGUACAUAGUCAUAUGUUUGGUGCAUGGGUUUUGAGGAAGGCUUUUUGUCAAAAAGGAGGUGUGACCUUUCCCCACAGACCUGAGAGCUGUGCCUUUUCUAUGCAAUAUUACAGAUGUCACAUCGGAACCCAGAGGGCUGUGUUCAAUGUAGGUUCGGGCUGUAAUCUAAACAAUUGAACAGAUUAAAUGUACAUGGAAAUGAGCAGUCUUACUUUUGUAGUUUUAUAUUAUACAAUAAACAGUUAAAAGAUGA
Dipodomys ordii (Ord's kangaroo rat) is the source of this 5225-nucleotide messenger RNA. RefSeq names its product SERTA domain containing 2 (gene Sertad2). Bases 4 to 963 code for a protein of 319 amino acids. The transcript has a single exon. The record is from RefSeq and is a predicted model, not a curated record. Gene Ontology annotation, molecular function: transcription regulator activity. Lineage: Eukaryota; Metazoa; Chordata; Mammalia; Rodentia; Heteromyidae. Gene Ontology annotation, cellular component: nucleus.